AUGAUUAAAUUGUUAAACAUAACAAGCAAUGCCCUAAGAAGACUUAAAAGUUUAAAGGAAAUGAAUAAACACUUGCAUAUAAAUGUAACUGGAGGAGGUUGUUCAGGUUUCCAGUACCACUUUAAUGUUUUAAACGGUAACAAUGAAUCCAUAGAGCUCAUUAAAUCUUGUACAUUAGAUUUCCAGGAGGAAUUGAUUGGUUCUAAAUUUACUUUGGAUAUACCAAAUUCCACUAGGAAAUGUUCGUGUGGUAACUCCUUUGAAAUUGAAUAG
This is a messenger RNA of Theileria parva strain Muguga, 273 nucleotides long. RefSeq names its product Iron-sulfur cluster insertion protein ErpA (gene erpA). The record is from RefSeq and is a predicted model, not a curated record. The coding region runs from base 1 to 273 and encodes 90 amino acids. Gene Ontology annotation, biological process: iron-sulfur cluster assembly. Gene Ontology annotation, molecular function: 4 iron, 4 sulfur cluster binding; iron ion binding; 2 iron, 2 sulfur cluster binding. Gene Ontology annotation, cellular component: mitochondrion. NCBI's taxonomy places the organism in Eukaryota, Apicomplexa, Aconoidasida, Piroplasmida, Theileriidae. The transcript is spliced from 2 exons.